AUGGCUGGUUCUGGCUUCUGGUAUCGAUUGCGGUGGGGUGAGAGGGGUGGGCUGGUGGGGUGUGGCCCCGGAAACAUGUGCCCUCCCAUUCGUCCGCCAGCCCAGAGUUUGGGGGACCACAGAUACAUGCCAAUUCUGAUUCGGUUCCCAACGUCCCACGACGACAAUGUCCAGGUACUUUGCCCGAACCCAGGCCACCCUCUUCACCCACACAUUUCCCGCCCUUUAACCUGCCUUUCUGUGCUGCACCACCACUCCCGUCUGCCACUAUCAGACGUCUCUCAAGUAUCCCUACUGCCUGGCUACGGCCCCGCGGUCCUCUACCACCGGCAUCAAGUCUCCGUGGGAAACGGAAAUGCGACGGGCGGACCUUUCACCUCUAGAGGUAUCGUCAACUUCCUCUUCUCCGUAAAUGGCCCCUGGGAAACUCCUCUUCCGCUUCCACUUGGGUGGUUUUGUUCUGUCAACCCUAGUCUCCAAGACUGA
Molecule: messenger RNA, 486 nt
Organism: Colletotrichum tamarilloi
Lineage: Eukaryota; Fungi; Ascomycota; Sordariomycetes; Glomerellales; Glomerellaceae
Exons: 1
Coding region: 1-486 (161 amino acids)
Source: RefSeq, a predicted model, not a curated record